Messenger RNA from Penicillium verrucosum, 729 nucleotides. RefSeq names its product SDR family NAD(P)-dependent oxidoreductase. NCBI's taxonomy places the organism in Eukaryota, Fungi, Ascomycota, Eurotiomycetes, Eurotiales, Aspergillaceae. The record is from RefSeq and is a predicted model, not a curated record. Gene Ontology annotation, molecular function: oxidoreductase activity. The coding region runs from base 1 to 729 and encodes 242 amino acids. The transcript is spliced from 3 exons.
AUGCCUGAACAAAUCCUUGCGGGAAAAACAUGUCUCGUCACCGGCGGUGGCGGCGGCCUAGGCAAAGCAAUUGCAACCCAAUUCCUGGAAGCUGGCGCCAGUGUCGUAAUUUGCGACGUGAACGAGGAACGUCUACAGAAGACCUCGGCUGAACUUGGAGAACCUUUUGAAACGCUGAUUGGCGAAUUCGGCAAAAUUGAUGUCCUGGUCAACAACGCCGGCAUCAUGGACCACUUCGACCCAAUCGGCGAUCUGGACAUGGAGUUUUGGGAUCGCGUCAUGGCGAUUAAUCUCACUGCUCCGGCUCUACUGAGCAAAUUGGCAGUUCGUAACAUGCUGGCGCAGCCGAAGCCAGAUGGACGUAUUAUUAAUAUUGUUUCUGUUGCUGGAAAGGCUGGAUGGGCUGGUGGUGCUGCCUAUACUACCAGCAAGCACGGUCUUGUCGGAUUGACCAAGAACAUUGCUGCGUACUAUGGCAACAAGGGCAUCAAGUGCAACGCUUUGAUGAUGGGUGGCAUGGAAACCAACAUUGUUGAUGCUUUCAGCGCCGGGAUGCAUACGGAGGGUUAUGAGAAGAUGAUAAAUGUCUACGAUUCUAUUCAAGCUCCCUACGUCGAUGUGAAUGAAGCUGCUGGGUUCUGUGUGAACAUGACAUAUGGAAAGGGCGCCGGUCAGAUCAACGGCGCGACUAUCGCUAUUGAUAAUGGCUGGAGUUCUGUCGUUGGGUAG